ACCCAUGCGAAAAAGCUCGAGCCCGCAGUGAAGCACUCUGGUUCAGCGCUUCUCGUGGGGAGGAGAUUUAACCACCUACAACUUGACAAUACAAACCUAUCCCCCUUCUUUUUUCUUUCCCCUUUCCACGGACUUAGACGGUGUGAAAACUUAUAAGGCAAAUUUUCAAAACUUUUUUGUUGUUUUUUUUCGCAACUAAAACCAGUCGUGGCACAAACUACCGCUCGUCGCAUUCAAGGAUCCUGCUCGGUUCUCCAUGAAAGAGGGAGUGCGGCAGCAAAUUUGGGGAAAAGAGAUGUCAGCGACCGUCUUGUCUGCUUUCUACGACAUGGACAUGCUUUAUAAGCAGCAAGAUAAAGGCAUGAACAUGAACCUCCACAUCAACAGCAUGCUGGAUAAGAAAGCAGUGGGCGCCCCGGUCACUGCUCCGGGCUCUGGCGGCCCCUUCACUCCGGGAUUUUUCCGCAGAAACUCAACCAGCAACGUGGAGGCGAUGAACAACGGCAACAAAUACUCGAUCGGCUCCUACAGCAGUCUGAAGGAGAACAUGCCUAGCACAAACAGUAGCGCCACGGCCCUCAUGAACAAGGAGAACAAGUUCCGCGACCGCGCUUACAGCGAGAACGGAGACCGGGGCGUGCUCCAGCAGAAACCCGGCUCUCAGAUCAACUCCACCCGCUACAAGACCGAGCUGUGCCGGCCCUUCGAGGAGAACGGUUCGUGCAAAUACGGGGAGAAAUGCCAAUUCGCUCACGGCUACCACGAGUUGAGGAGUUUGUCCCGCCACCCUAAAUACAAAACGGAGCCGUGUCGCACCUUCCACACCAUCGGUUUCUGUCCCUACGGUCCCCGGUGUCACUUUAUUCACAACGCCGACGAGCGUCGGCCCGCUCCGCCGGCCAACGCUAACGUGCAGGCAUCGGAGUCUCGCGCAGCUCGUGAGAUUUGCGGCUAUGGUCAGAGGGACAUCCUGCCGUCACAGCAGCUAGGCUACACCCAGAGGGACAGACCAAAGCUUCACCACAGCCUAAGCUUCUCUGGCUUCUCCACCCACCACGGACUCGAAUCUCCCCUGCUGGAAAGCCCCACGUCCCGGACCCCGCCACCUCCCACUACAGCCUCCUCCUGCACCUCCGUCUCCAGCUUCUAUGACGAAGUCCUGUCCCCCAACCCGGUGUCCUGCAUCAACAGUGCCUUCUCUUUCCCUGGCCAGGACUUAAAAGCCUUACUUGCCCCCCUGGCUGUGCACACCCCCAGUGGCUACCCCAACAACCACUCCACCGGUGCCUACUACGGUAACAUGCAGAGCAGCGCGUGCCCCUCUUCUCCUCCGACCUACAACAUGAGCCACUUGCAGGCGCUGCGCCGCCUCAACGAGUCGCCAGUGUUCGAGCCUCCUCCCAGCCCGCCAGACUCGCUCUCUGACCGGGAGAGCUACGCGAGCGGGUCCCUCGGCUCUUCCGGGAGCCUCAGCGGCUCCGAGUCUCCGACUCUGGACGCUGGAAGACGUUUGCCAAUCUUCAGCAGGCUGUCGAUUUCAGAUGAUUAAUAUGCUUUGUUUGCGUAUGGAUUAUGGACAGGUCAGGUGGGGGGGUUUGGUGAUGAUGGCCGAGCAGUCAAGAAGGGGGUGUGUGUCUGAGUGAGACGGUUCUUCAAGCAGAGGAUCCCAAGUUUAACUCCCCUCACCUCCUCACCCCUCGACCACCAUUUCAGCAUCAUCCACCACGCUGAUGUGCCUUUGAGCAAGACUUUGAAAUCCCUACCAGCUCCAGGGGGUGCAGACCCAGCUCCGACCUCCCUGGAGGCGGGCAAGAGACUGAGUCUCAUCCACAAGGAUCAGUUAAGCAUACAGUUUCAAGUAUCCUUGGCCUGGCAUUAGUGUAGUUUUUUUUUCUUUGUAUGUAAUAUAGCUGUAUUAAAAACUUUAGAUAGCAAACAGAAGGCAUUCCAUCAGUGCCUUGCCCAAGGGCUCAUGGCAGCCCCUCUCCCUUAUUGCUCUAUCAGGCAAGCCAUGCUUUUCCUGGGAUUAGAUGUGUGUAACAUGACUUGACAAGAAGAGACUGUAAGCGGUGUCAGAUUUCCUCCCAUCCUGCCAAGAAUAUGCCUUGACUUAAAGUAACACUUUUUCUUCUUCUUUGUUUUUUGUUUUGUUGUUUUUUUCUGAAAGCUUCAAUUUCCAUUCCAGAUUUGCCUACUCCCAGCGCCACCCAGUGGUUUGUUUGGUUAGAUUAGUCUGUUGCUUGGUUAAAAAGCUCUCUUGAGUUGGGUUUGUUUGGGGGAAAUCACUGCUGAUGGGUGAAUAUAUAUAUAUUUUUUUAGCUUUUUUUGUUUGUUUGUUUUUUGUUUUUUUUCUUUUCGAGUGAUUUACAUAGCAGUGCCUAACUGGCUAUGGACUAUUUAACUUAUUUAUUAUCUUGUGAAAAAACAAAGUAUAGGCUACAUUGGUAAUUUUUGUGUCCAUACUGUAUUUAUCAAGUAUGAUGAAGCAAUAGAUCUAUAUUCUUUUAUGUUUAAAUUAUGAUCGCCAUUAUUAAUCUGCAUAAAGUGGAGUGUAUGUUCUUUUCACAGUAAUAUAUAUAUUGUUUUUUCUCCUUUUUUGUAACUUCACUUGGUUAUUUUUAUUGUAAAUGAGUAAAAACAAAAUCUUAAUUUAAGAGAACGUAUGUGAUAUUUAUUUCAUUAAUUUUGUUUCCUUGUUUACGUUUAUUAAAAAAAAAGUUUGCGUGAUUGCUGUUUGCUCCUGAGGUUGUGUGUCAGAGCUGUAGAAGGCCUUUUUUUUCUGGAUCACCCCUAUUUAGAUGUUUCUGUAGAAUGUAUAGAGGUUGUACUGACCGUCCAAACCUUCCUUCUUUUUGUUCUAGAUCAGACGUUUAAGUGACAAAGAACCCAAGUCAAUAAAUUAACCAAAAAAGUAUUUUUUUUUUCUUUAAAAUUUUUAUUUUCUCUCCUGUUUGCACGAGGUCACACUGUGAUUCCAGCCACGUGCUAAAGAAUGUAGCAAUCCCUUGUGCCCCAGUAUUAUGAUGUAGUGCCUAUGGGGUUCACCAUCUUUACAUGCCUUAAAAUUAACCAAAUAAAGUAUUUUUCCUACAUGGCAUAUUUUUUUAUAUACAAGUUAAACUGAAUGUAGUGUUGGAUUCUCUUUCCUUUUUUUUUUUUUUGUAAGGUUGUUACCACUCAGACACUCUGACAAAAGCAGCCGUAACCUUUCUAUAAGUCCCCAUUCCUCUUGAUUUCCUCCCCUUUUUAAAUUUUUUAAAAAAAUAAUAUUAAAAUCUAGUUUUGCGAGUUUGUUGGAGAGGGAAGUGGAUGAACACGUUUGAUUUGUACAUAGUAGGUACAGGGGGAUGCGCACUAUGUACUUUUGACUACUUUAUCAGAAGUAAAGCUUUUUGAAUGUAACAGGAUAAAAAAAAAGACAACAAGAGUUGUGAUAUUUUUCGGGAGUCAGUUCACUACAAAUUGAGUGUGAGACUGUUAACUUUGUACUGUACAUUUUUUGUAGUUCUCCCAAUAAAAGUAAUUUUGAAAAAGUU
Messenger RNA from Melanotaenia boesemani (Boeseman's rainbowfish), 3536 nucleotides. It is a transcript of the gene zfp36l2, whose product is annotated as zinc finger protein 36, C3H type-like 2. The record is from RefSeq and is a predicted model, not a curated record. Lineage: Eukaryota; Metazoa; Chordata; Actinopteri; Atheriniformes; Melanotaeniidae. Gene Ontology annotation, molecular function: metal ion binding; mRNA binding. The coding region runs from base 257 to 1549 and encodes 430 amino acids. The transcript has 2 exons.